AUGGAAUUUUUCUCAAUUUCUCCCUCGAUUUUUCAUUUUCUUUUGGGUAUUGUGUCGUAUUUGUCUUUUAACUUAACGUGCAAAUGGCUGAAAAAUCCAGUCAUUAAUCAGGAACCCAUCAACUUUUUGCAAAUAAAUGUCGUGACCAACUUAAAAGAAGGCUCAAGUUUUUGGUGCACAGGUGACAGCAAAUCCAAACGAAUCUGCAGAUUUCGUCACCUAUGUUACCAACCAGUUCAAGAUGACUUCUUUUUCUUUCAUGGCCCAGAUACGGUGAUCGAUGGAGUGCCUGAAAACCGCUUCGAUCCAGCACUUUUGGACUUGUCCUCUGUAGACGAUCACAACACCCAGUACUUUAAUUAUGUCGACUAUCCGGUUUCUGCAUUGGAUACCUUUCCUAACAUCACCAUCAUAGAUGACUUAAGCUUAAUAUUUAACAGAUUCAAUGCAGACAAUAUUAUGCACGUUAUCCAUGACGAUCUACUGCCUCUAUUCCAUACACUGAGACAGUUUUCUUGGAGUAAGCCUUCAAUUGAUCUUGGAUAUAGAUUAGUUAUGAUGGAGGGAUGGAACGAAGGGACCUAUUUUGAUCUCUACAAGUUAUUCACAGACAAACCACCACUACUCAAAAGAGAUCUUCAAAAGUCAAAGCAAUUGAUUUGUUUUCAGCAUGGUGUUGUUGGCAUCUCCAAAUAUACAACAUGGUAUCAGUAUGGGUUUAAGGAACCACAGGGAGCCCUACCUCAUACUUCAUUAACAGGACAAUAUGUGCGACAGUUUGUGAUGUUCAUUAAAAGGAGGUUGGGGCUAGACAGUGGAUUAACACGUGCAUCUGAUUCUUCUUAUGUUUUACUUUGUUCAAGGGAACACAACCGUUUAAUAAUCAAUGAACUGGAUUUGUCAAUGGCAAUUUCCAGGCAUUUUGAUAAACAAGUCAUUCAUACUAGCAUGACAAAACACUCUUUUAAAGAACAGGUCCAACUUGUAAGCAGAGCCAGUGCACUUAUUGGAAUGCAUGGCUCAAUCUUGAUUUUGGCAAUGUUUCUACCACCCAGUGCAAAACUUAUUGAAUUGUUCCCAUUUGGUGUCAAUCCUAAUCACUACACUCCUUAUCGUACCUUGGCAAAUUUACCAGGGAUGGAUAUUACUUAUGGUGCAUGGAGAAAUGAAAUUGAGGAGAAUACGGUAACGUACCCACAUGAAGCACCAGAAGUUGGUGGAAUUGUUCAUCUCAGUGACGAGGAACAAGUACAAAUCAGGACAGCAAAAGAAGUUCCAAGGCAUCUAUGCUGUAGCAACCCUUACUGGCUUUAUAGAAUUUAUCAAGAUACCAUUGUUGACGUAAAAUCACUACUACUUGUUAUGCAAACAGUAGAAAAGAAGCAAAGAAUGACAUCUGUAAGGCCAAAACCUGCUUAUGACCAUAAUCUGUAUCCAAGUAAAGUUAUCAAUGACUUGUCAACUUCCAUCAGAGGAGUCACAGCCAGCAUUGUGGUUGUCAUGGAAACCACCCUUAAAUUUACCUUUUAUUGCUGGUAG
Pocillopora meandrina is the source of this 1539-nucleotide messenger RNA. The record is from the annotation of a GenBank genome assembly. Lineage: Eukaryota; Metazoa; Cnidaria; Anthozoa; Scleractinia; Pocilloporidae.